Molecule: messenger RNA, 510 nt
Organism: Raphanus sativus (radish)
Lineage: Eukaryota; Viridiplantae; Streptophyta; Magnoliopsida; Brassicales; Brassicaceae
Product: leucine-rich repeat extensin-like protein 3
Exons: 1
Coding region: 1-510 (169 amino acids)
Source: RefSeq, a predicted model, not a curated record
AUGAGACAUUGGAGCCUCCUCCACAUUUUGAUUCUCUCCCUAUCUUUCUGUUUCCUCCUCGUCAGAUCACAAGAACCGCCUCUCUUUACACAAUCUCCACCUCCACCACCUCCACCGCCGCCUCCACCACCUCCUCCUCCACCACCUCCACCCCCACCACCACCACCAACGCCUACCGCACCUCCACCACUUGUUAAUGUGACAGACAUUUAUCCACCUCCUCCAGUAGCAGCAGAGACAAUUGCGCCUCUGUCGUCACCUACUCCUCAACCGCAGCCACCGUCACCUACUCCUCAACCGCAGCCACCGGAGUCUAGGUCAGAAUCCCUUCCACCGAGUACUGAGCCAAGGAGGUUUGGAUCUCCGGAGGAAUCUAAGAGAGGUGGAUUAAACAAAGGGGAGACGGUGGGAGUAGUCUUUGCAGGGAUAGCAGCAAUGUUGCAGGUCUUGGUUGUUGUCUUCUUGGUUCUCAAGAGAAGACAACUUCUCAAGCUCAAAGAAACUCAAUAA